GGUCGUCGCCCAUAGCAAAGAAAGACCAAGUCCAAGACGCUUACGAUGACAGUAGUUGACUUUUCUUUAUCGUUUGCAUUUUUGUCCAUGACUCCUGUUUCCUCUGGAACCGGCUCUCCGUUUCUUGUCUGCUUCGCCGACGAGACCAUCUCUCCUGGCUUCGCCGCUGCUGCAUCGGGCGGCGGAGUGUCGUCGGUCAGUAGUCUUUGCAUUUAAUUUCCAGAUAAUUAGAUUCAACACAUCCUUUUCCGUUAAAAUUUUCCAGAUAAUUAGUCUUUUCUGCUCCGUUCAACGUCACUUAAUGGCUGGCCGUCACUUGUCCCGGCGAGAGACCUCGUAAAUCCACCCGCGUCAUCCUCCAUCCGCCACCUCCACCCCCGACCUUGAAAAUCUCUCCUCUCUCUUUUUUUUUUUUUUUCUCAUUCAAUCACCAAUUCGUUCAACAUCAAUGCAAUUAAUUAUACAUUUCUCAAGUUUAAUCUCUCACGCAAAUCACCAAUUCGUUCAACACCUUGCAAUUUGCAACGCGAGCUCCGAUCGCUUAUCUUCCUCGUGUCGCUCCGUAUAUCUAAUUGCUUCGUGCUGAGUUCAGGAGCCGCCGCUGCCGCUAUCCUAUUUUAUGGGGUGAUAUCGGUCGAAACUAGUUUACGGGAAAUUGACCGCUCGGUAUGGCCUCGUCUGGAUCCCGCAUGCUCACCGCCGGCGUUGCUGAUGACGUGCGACCCAACGGUCGGGCGUCUUCCCUGAUUCGGAUGUGGCGGGAGUUGGAGGCUGAGGCAGGAGCUGGGCUCGCAUCUAACCACUGCGCCGAAAGCGCAGCCGACGCUGUGGCCUCCGACGGCUCGGGUUUGGUGGAUGGGUUAGGGGACUGGACCUCCGACGCGAUGACGACAGCGUCGAGCGAGCCGGUGAGCUCCUUCCCUUAUUUUCGGUUUAACGAGAUAGACCAGAGCCGGGUGGGGGACGACGAUAAUAAGGCGGGAAUGCUCCGCGGAGCCGGCGAGGGCUCUGGGGUGCUCAGCCCACGGCGGCUGAGAGGGCGCGGGGGAACUCAGAGUUUCAAGGGGAGGAUGGAGCAUGAGCGACGGCGGGAGCUCGUGGCCUUGGCAGACCGACUCUCUGUCUCACGCUUUGCCCACCGUGGCCGGCUUCAGUCAAUGCUUAAGCUCAGGUCCCUCGAAAGGCAAACAGCAGUGCUAGAUCGGAUGCGAUGUUUCCCAUGUAGAAUGGACUCCGAUCGACCCUACAAUCAAUCCACAAUCUCAUAUCUCAGAAAUCCAAUUGUGGAGGUUCAGAGCCCCACCGGAAAUGGCGAGAUCUCAACGAAUACAAGCAAUGCAGCGAAUGUUCUGUUCCAUGCUGAAUGUUCCGGCAGUCCAUGUUCUACUGAACAAUUUGAUGGUUCUUGGGAUGGCAGAUGCUCGUCGCAGUCGAUCAGUUGGCACAGUGAUGAGGACUCAAACUCACGCAGAGGAUGGAGGGUAGCAAGAAGACAUGAUUCCUCUGAGAAUUUCACAGACAAUGUGGAAAUAAGGGAGCUUCUCGACAGGAGAAGAGUCUCCACUUCCCUCGCAAGCGACUUCUCUGAUAAGAUGAACAAGUUGAUCUUGUCGUUCAUACAGCGGCGGCGGAGGCGAGCAGGGAAUUGCUUCUACAAAGAUUUAGCUGAGCACCAAAAUUUGGAACAAGUUGAUUCUGUCUCAUCAUCUCUGGAAAGGGAGGCCGUGCAUGAAUUGAGAAGCGAAAUGGCUCGAAUCCGCAAUGAAAUUCGGGAACUGAGGCAAAUGGUUAAGAGUUGCAUGGAGUGGCAGGGCAGGCUUGAGCGGACUAUCGAGCAGGACAUUUCAGGUUGGAGAACUAUUUUGUUAAUUGUUUCUUAUAACUGUUUAACUUGUUUCUGCACAUGGCCACACUUGUUAGCAUUGCAGUUGGAUCAGUGAACAGAUUGCAAAAUUUGAGUCUAUAGCUCUCGUUCAUCUCGAUGGACGACCUAUCCAAUGAACGGCUCGAGUUCACUGGCAUGUUUCUACUAACAUAUCGAUCUUCGAAAAUAUCGAAACCCGUGAGCACCUGUAACAAUGGAACAUGUGCAAUAUGUGGAUUCACAGUUUGGAUGUGGUAGCUCCCUUUGUUUGCGGAAUCGAUAGUGCUGAAUGGAGGCAAGAUGUGCAUCUUUCCUUUCCCUUUUCGACUAAAGAAUUAUUGUUCAAGCAAAGUCCGGCCAUGUAUAUGUACAGGAUUGAAGUCCACCUUUGUUAGCCAGGUCUCCAUGUGUGUUUGUGAAGGAGGCAAGACCAUGGCUAGGGUAUGGUGGUAUUUUCAUCGUAAGAUGUAGAGAUUAAAUCUUGAUUAAUAGGUGAGUGUCUGUGCACUAUUUAACAA
Zingiber officinale is the source of this 2382-nucleotide messenger RNA. RefSeq lists its product as uncharacterized. The transcript is spliced from 5 exons. Lineage: Eukaryota; Viridiplantae; Streptophyta; Magnoliopsida; Zingiberales; Zingiberaceae. The record is from RefSeq and is a predicted model, not a curated record. The coding region runs from base 669 to 1940 and encodes 423 amino acids.